AGCAGGGCCACAUGUGGUUCUUGAAUGAUUCACAUGGAUUUGGAAUUGAUUUGGCUGAUUUGACUUGGGACACGAAAAAUUUUCCUUUAAAAAAAAUAAAUCUCUGCUCCUCUACCCCCCAGGGCUUGCAGUUUGUAGGUUCUUCUUUUCCAAAGGGGAGGCCUGUGCUACUCAUCAGAGUUUCAUAGCCAGUAACAGCAACAGUAGAGUGAGAUUUUGAUCAGAUUCUAGCUUGCUCUCAUGAGCAACCCGGGAGUCAAGGUGGAUCUGGAAUAGCACUGAAAUCUGAAGAAGACCCACCCGAAGCAGAUCUAGGAAAGCAGACCAGCAACAUCAGGGCUUCAAUCUGAAUAAUCCUUAUUUUAUGGAAUGACUGUGAAUGGCAUUCUUUUUUGUAAGACACUGAUUUCUGCAGAAAUUUCUCCCCUCAUCUGUGCUAGGGAAGUUUGGUGCCAGGACUACUGGAAGUUCUAGUGUAUCCAGUGAUUUGUUGUCUAUUUGCAUUGCAUUUUAACAUCUUCCACGUGAGCUAAGGCAGGCACUGCAUAAGCUCAUGUCUGCAGUAAUCUGUGACCUUUUGCUGGGCCAGUCAUCUGAAGGCUGUAUAUAACAGCAAACCAGCUGAUACAUAGAGAGGAUCAAAAUCAGAUGGGAAUGCAGAUGGUGCUGGUGCAUCUCCUGCCUCUGAAGUACUGCUCUGAAAUUAACUGGAUUCACUUCAGGUUUCUGCUGCAGAAAACUGUGAAACUGGAAAAGUCGUGAUCACUAAUAGAGGUGCCACAGCUAUUGACUACUGGGAGGGGCUGGUGACUUUUGAGGAGGUGGCCGUGUAUUUCACCAAGGAUCAGUGGGCUCUGCUGGACCCUGAUCAGAGAGCCCUCUACAGGGAUGUCAUGCUGGAGAACUAUGAAACUGUAGCCUCACUGGGAUUCCUGACGUCCAAACCUGAUGUGGUCUCUCAGCUGGAGGAAGGGGAUGCACCAUGGGUCCCUGAUUGCCAGGAGUGUGAGGAAAGGAGAAGUCUAAGACAUACUUCUGCAGUAGGUGAAGGAGUAAAUGAAGAGGAGAAUCUCCAACAGAAAAGGCUUCAAGCAGUGGAACAAUGUGGGACUUUACUGGGUAGUCUCAGAGGAAAUGAUUGUGUGCAGGGAGAAGCCAGUGGCAGUGAACUUGGAGCAGGGAGGGAGAAGGAAAACUGUGUUGGGAAGGAACAGAGAAAAUCCACCAGCCUCUAUGAGGAAGACCCCAGUGACCUCAACAAGACUAAGACACAGCAGAUGGCAGAGGGGCAGAACGUGUGUCCAGACUGUGGAAAAAUCUUCAGCUGCAACUCGCACCUGGUCAGACACCAGAGAACCCACACAGGGGAGAGACCCUACAAAUGCCCCGACUGUGGGAAGGGUUUCAGCCGGAGCUCCCAUGUGAUCAUACAUCAGAGAAUCCACACGGGGGAGAGACCCUUCAAAUGUGAUGAGUGUGGGAAAAGCUUCAAUCAGAGCCCGCAUCUCCUCCGGCACCAGAGGUUGCACACAGUGGAGAAACGCUGCAGAUUCCCGGUCUGGGCUGCUGUGAACAGUGCAUUUCCCGCUUCUGUGAGUAUCCAGCUGCCUGUCUGUGGGGUUAGGGGCCAGCUGCAGGUACCUCCAGGCUGCUCAGUGAAUCUCUGGCUCUGUCUCCUUUGACUCACAGGCAGUGCAGGAGAAGCCUUAAUCAGCUUUGUCUUUCCAUGGUUUUGCUGUCAGGCCCCUUUGCUUCCUCCCAGUCUGCUGGGAGAGGAAGGAACCUGCCUGCUCUAAAAACUCUUCUGCCUGGACUGAAGACCCCUUCGACUGAACAAGCCCUCAGCCCUGCAGGAUAUAUGAGCUAAGCCAUCCUUCUCAUGCUGGAGACCAGUCUCAGCACCAUUAGCUUGACUUCCUGCACUUAUCUGUAGCUAUUUCACAUGGAGUGGUUUCCCCAGAGGUUGUGCCCUUGGGCUAGGGACAUACAUUAUACAUAAAUUGGUUUAAGUGACCAGAAACUGGUUUAAACCUGUAACAGAACAGAUGUUCACAUGAACAAUGCGUGCCCCUGGAUGCUGAGAAUCUGCACCUCAAGCAGGAAUCCCCCACUCCAUCCCUCCUAUCUCCCACAGCACAGACCCUAGCCCCAUGGACCCUAGGCAUGUGGUAUGCUAGCUAAUGCUGAGAGGUGUCUGUGUGUGUUUCCAAUUUCACUGGGACAGGCAGACAGAACAUUGACUGCUUAGGAUAUUUUGGAGCUGAUCAACAGGUCAGCUGGUAAGCUGUUUAAGAAGAGUUUUAACUAAUGGAGAAAGGCUAUUGUUUUGCUGAUGAGGUGAGAAACACUGUUA
Alligator sinensis (Chinese alligator) is the source of this 2353-nucleotide messenger RNA. RefSeq names its product zinc finger protein 251-like. The record is from RefSeq and is a predicted model, not a curated record. The coding region runs from base 894 to 1682 and encodes 262 amino acids. Lineage: Eukaryota; Metazoa; Chordata; Crocodylia; Alligatoridae. Gene Ontology annotation, molecular function: DNA-binding transcription factor activity, RNA polymerase II-specific; RNA polymerase II cis-regulatory region sequence-specific DNA binding. The transcript has 4 exons. Gene Ontology annotation, biological process: regulation of transcription by RNA polymerase II.